Messenger RNA from Balaenoptera musculus (blue whale), 3306 nucleotides. RefSeq names its product mbt domain containing 1 (gene MBTD1). NCBI's taxonomy places the organism in Eukaryota, Metazoa, Chordata, Mammalia, Artiodactyla, Balaenopteridae. Gene Ontology annotation, biological process: regulation of DNA-templated transcription. Gene Ontology annotation, cellular component: nucleus. The record is from RefSeq and is a predicted model, not a curated record. Bases 369 to 2264 code for a protein of 631 amino acids. The transcript is spliced from 17 exons. Gene Ontology annotation, molecular function: zinc ion binding.
CUGACUAUAAAGUGGACGACAAACUUAUAUGAAAGCUCUGGAUGUUAAAGAUCAUCUCUGUAUGGAGUUAAGGUGUAUGAAUUUAUUAGAAUUUAGAAUUCUAGCCAGUGUUUACUAAAUGUAUAUUCCAGGCAUUGUGAUACGUAUUUCAUAGUGUCUUUAUGUUGCCCUCAGGAAAAAAACAGAUCAAACUUUAACCUAGACUUCAAGGGCCCUGGUCAUCUGGCCGCUGCGUCCUCCUCCAGCCUCACCUCCCACACCUCUCACACUGGACACCAGCCACAUUGGCUUUCAAUGCACCAAGAAAAGUUGGAGUGGUGACUGAACAUUCUUCACGAUCCGAAAGGAAAAGAAGAGACUCUUUCGGGAUGUUUGACGGUUAUGAUAGCUGCAGUGAGGACACGAGUAGCAGCUCCAGCUCUGAGGAGAGUGAAGAGGAAGUUGCUCCUUUACCUUCUAAUCUGCCAAUUAUCAAAAACAAUGGCCAAGUGUACACAUACCCAGAUGGUAAAUCUGGCAUGGCUACCUGUGAAAUGUGUGGGAUGGUUGGUGUGCGAGAUGCUUUUUACUCUAAAACAAAGCGUUUCUGCAGUGUUUCAUGUUCAAGAAGUUACUCGUCAAACUCCAAGAAGGCAAGCAUUUUGGCCAGACUUCAGGUAACGGGUAAGCCUCCAACAAAGAAAGCAAAAGUUCUUCAGAAACAACCUUUAGUUGCUAAACUAGCUGCAUAUGCUCAGUAUCAAGCUACCUUGCAAAAUCAAGCAAAGACUAAAUCAGUAGCAGUCUCCAUGGAAGGUUUCAGCUGGGGUAACUACAUCAAUAGCAAUAGCUUUAUAGCAGCUCCAGUUACCUGCUUUAAACAUGCACCUAUGGGGACCUGCUGGGGUGAUAUCUCAGAAAAUGUGAGAGUAGAAGUUCCCAAUACAGACUGCAGCCUACCUACCAAAGUCUUCUGGAUUGCUGGGAUUGUAAAAUUAGCAGGCUACAAUGCCCUUUUAAGAUAUGAAGGAUUUGAAAAUGACUCUGGUCUGGACUUCUGGUGCAAUAUAUGUGGUUCUGAUAUCCAUCCAGUUGGUUGGUGUGCAGCCAGUGGAAAACCUCUUGUCCCUCCUAGAACUAUUCAGCAUAAGUAUACAAACUGGAAAGCUUUUCUAGUGAAACGACUUACUGGUGCCAAAACACUUCCUCCCGAUUUCUCACAAAAGGUUUCAGAGAGCAUGCAGUAUCCUUUCAAACCUUGCAUGAGAGUAGAAGUGGUUGACAAGAGGCAUUUGUGUCGAACACGAGUGGCAGUGGUGGAAAGUGUAAUUGGAGGAAGAUUAAGACUAGUGUAUGAAGAGAGUGAAGAUAGAACAGAUGACUUCUGGUGCCAUAUGCACAGCCCAUUAAUCCAUCAUAUCGGUUGGUCUCGAAGCAUAGGCCAUCGAUUCAAAAGAUCUGAUAUUACAAAGAAACAGGAUGGACAUUUUGAUACACCACCACAUUUAUUUGCUAAGGUAAAAGAAGUAGACCAGAGUGGGGAAUGGUUCAAAGAAGGAAUGAAAUUGGAAGCUAUAGACCCAUUAAAUCUUUCCACAAUAUGUGUUGCGACCAUUAGAAAGGUGCUGGCUGAUGGAUUCCUGAUGAUUGGGAUCGAUGGCUCAGAAGCAGCAGACGGAUCUGACUGGUUCUGUUAUCAUGCAACCUCCCCUUCUAUUUUCCCUGUUGGUUUCUGUGAAAUUAACAUGAUUGAACUUACUCCACCCAGAGGUUACACAAAACUUCCUUUUAAAUGGUUUGACUACCUCAGGGAAACUGGCUCCAUUGCAGCACCAGUAAAACUAUUUAAUAAGGAUGUUCCAAAUCACGGAUUUCGUGUAGGAAUGAAAUUAGAAGCAGUAGAUCUCAUGGAGCCACGAUUAAUAUGUGUAGCCACAGUAACUCGAAUUAUUCAUCGUCUCUUGAGGAUACAUUUUGAUGGAUGGGAAGAAGAAUAUGAUCAGUGGGUAGACUGUGAGUCCCCUGACCUCUAUCCUGUAGGGUGGUGUCAAUUAACUGGAUAUCAACUACAGCCUCCAGCAUCACAGUCAUCAAGAGAAAGCCAAUCAGGUUCAUCAAAACAGAAGAAAAAGGCUAAGUCCCAGCAAUACAAAGGACAUAAGAAAAUGACUACAUUGCAGCUGAAGGAGGAGUUGAUGGAUGGAGAGGAUUAUAAUUUCCUCCAAGGAGCAUCUGAUCAGGAAAGCAAUGGCUCUGCCAACUUCUACAUCAAACAAGAGCCCUGAGGUUUGCUCAGAAACUGAGGGUGGAGGGAAAGAAUUUUACACAGGACUGAUUUAUAAUCAAUCCAGCUGUACAGCGGGGCUAUUCUACUGGGACAUUUUGCCUAAACAUAGAAAAUUCAGUUCCAGAUUUUUCAAGUGGGUAGGGAAACUAUUUUAGCUGUGGGGGGAAAUUUUUCAAUUUAUAAAGAUGGACAAUUUUUGUGUUGUAUUUGAAGCUUUUGAAAGAAUUUGUAAUAUUUUCCAAGUUUGGAUUUAUGUGCAUGUUAACAAGAACUGAAAUUCUAACUUUUUUGGUAAGAUUAAAGUUUAGGUAGCAGGAUUGAAGGAAAUGAUUUAAGAAGGAUAUAGUGUAAAUGCAAAUGAACUGUCCAUUACAAAUGAACCUUUUUGGUACCUGUUGGGAGAUUUUGGGAUUUUGGAAGUUAGGCCAGUCACAUCUCCAGCUUCCUCUGCUGCAGAAUAUGCAAACUGAACAUCCCCCCCAUCCCCGCCCCAUGGAGAGCGCAUCACCACAUAGAUCACAGAAGGGUAAUUAAUUCUGCUUGUUGGCAUUUAUUGCAGCCAUUUUAAAUAUUUGUACAGAAAUGUUUUUCAUUCUGUGAAAAUUUCUUUGGAGUUCUGUAUGAAACUGGAAGAACUCUGGAUACUUUAUAUGUUCUCUUUUAAUUAAAAAAUGAGUAAAAUUAUUCUAACACUAAAGUGUUUAAACUGGAAUGUUGACAAGAUAUACAAGAUCUCAGUCUACAUUGUGAGGGGUUGGGGAAAAUGCAAUAUUGUCCUAAGUUUAUUUUAUUUUCCUUACUAAAAAAUACCCCACAAAAGGGAUUCUCAUCAGUUCUCUGCCAUUUCUCUCCGUCUGUGAGAUAAUACUUGGUAUAACCACACCCCAAAACACAUGUUCUGUAUUACCAGGAGAAUCAAAUUAACAGUUGUUUAAAGCCAAGAUAAGUUUAGAUUUCAAAAUCAUUCCAGCUCUGCUUUUUACUAUCCUGGAUUUGUUAGAAAACUAAUUUGAAAGAGAAUUUAAUUUUCUUAAAAUUCC